GAGUGAUGGCCGAGCACUCGCGGACGUGGGAGACGGCCCAUAAAUAAAAUCAUGUCGUCGCUGUCUGCACACUGAUGCCUCGAAAGGCAGGAGAGGACAUUACUUUCAAAUUAGGAGGAGAACACUGUCCUCACUCUGCUACAGGUCAGACCCUGCACUGAAAGCGUGUUGUCGUGGGAGAUGGUGUUAGCAUCCUCCCCGCCCGAGGCCCAUCUCUAUAGAACUUUCUGAACGUACAGAGUGAACGGUAAAUUAACAGAAGUGUAACACCCAGUGCGUUUCCCACAGGAAGAAAGCGUGUUUGUGGCUCAGCAUCCGCACCACGAUCAGGGUCGCUGUGCAGCAGGUCCUCCACCGUCGAGAUGCCCGCACUGUGGCUGGUGAGGGGCAGGUGUGGCCUCACCUCCCUUGGUACUGUCAGUGCUGGGCGAAGCCUUUGUGGUUUCCGUGCCUCGUGUCUGCUUUGAGGCUGCCCGUGAAGUCAUCUGCGUGCCAGCAUGGCGGCUGCGAACCUGGAGAACCAGCUGCACAGUGCACAGAAGAACCUCCUGUUCCUGCAGCGGGAACACGCGGGCACACUGAAGGGCCUGCACGCCGAGAUCCGGCGGCUGCAGCAGCACUGCACAGAUUUAACGUACGAGCUGACCCUCAAAAGUUCAGAGCAGACAGGAGAUGGACCCUCUAGGAGCAGCGAGCUGCAGAGGCGAUGCGAGGAACUGGAGGCUCAGCUGAGAGCGAAGGAGCAGGAGCACGAGGAGCUGCUGUGUGAGCUGGAGCGGAAGAACGCGGCGAUUGCAGUGCUGGAGAACACCGUCAGGGAGCGGGAGAAGCGGUACCUGGAGGAGCUGAAGGUGAAGAGCCACAAGCUGAGCGUGCUGUCGAGUGAGCUGGAGCAGCGGGCCGGCACCAUCGCCUACCUGACCUCCCAGCUGCAUGCCACCAAGAGGAAGCUCCUCGGCUCCAGUGGAACCUCAGAUGGCAGCCCGGGGAGCCCCGUGAUGGCUGGCUACAAGCCCGCCCCCCCCAGGGACAAGCUGCCGGAGACGCCCCGCCGCCGCAUGAAAAAGAGCCUCUCGGCCCCCCUGCACCCCGAAUUUGACGAGGUCUACAGAUUUGGGGCUGAGGGCCGGAAACUACUUUUGCGGGAACCGGUGGAUGCCAUGCCUGACCCCACCCCGUUCCUGCUGGCCAGGGAGUCGGCCGAGGUCCACCUCAUCAAGGAGAGGCCCCUGGUCAUCCCCCCCAUCGCUUCUGAUCGCAGCUCUAGUGAGCAGCCAGGCCCAGCCCAUGAGAAGCAGCACAAGGUCCAUGUGGGCGUGGCCCACCGCAUCCACCACGUCACCCCGCCCCAGGCCCAGCCUGAGGUGGAGACGCUGGCGGUGGACCAGGUGAAGGGCGGCAAAGUCGUCAGGAAGAACUCAGGGACGGACAGAACUGUGUGAGCCUGCGGGCGCCCCGCCCUCAGCUGUCCACGCACUGUGACCACCACCAGGAAGACUCAUCCAUCUGCCUUUUUUUUUUUAAGUUUCCAUGCAUGCCAAGUGUUUUCAAACCUGUCGACAGAUUAUUCCCUCCCCCUCCACUUGCUGUUUUACUGACACCAAAAUGUGACCUUGUCCCGCUGCAGAUACCUGUUUACUAACUGCUGUGGCCAAACGCUUGUGCGAAUGGCUUGCUUCUUACCCUGCCCCACGAGGGCCGCAGGCUGCACCGCUGAUCAGCGUUAAUAAGGUCAGAUAGCCACGCUCAUUACCAGGGUGGAGCCACACGUAUUCCCAGGCACCUUGCUCCCUCCUGAGACCCCAUGACCUCCUGACACAUCUUCCCCAGGGCAGUGCCGGACAAGCAGGUGUAUGUGUAUGUCACAGGAGCUAAAUAAGAUGAUGUUACUUCUCAUAUCACCACAACCUGAAUGUGUGUUCAUAUUUUUUGUUUUAUCCAAAAUGUUCAAGAUCCCAACAAACUUUAUUUUCUAAACCUGC
Miniopterus natalensis is the source of this 1982-nucleotide messenger RNA. It is a transcript of the gene CCDC92, whose product is annotated as coiled-coil domain containing 92. Gene Ontology annotation, cellular component: centriole. Lineage: Eukaryota; Metazoa; Chordata; Mammalia; Chiroptera; Miniopteridae. The record is from RefSeq and is a predicted model, not a curated record.